CUCCCGCAGGCCCGGCGUCAGCACCGCCCACUUGGCACCCCAGCGGCCUCGGCGCUCCGGCUCCCCUCCUACCAAUGGGCGUCGCGGCGGUGACUGUGGGAAGUGUAGUUCCGGGGGAGAGGCUGGUCCGCGCUCGCGGACCUCAAGUCCCGACAGGCCCCGCGCCCGGGGCCUCUCCACGCACGGCCUGCGCGGGGGCGGGGCUGCGGCCGAGGAGGCGCGUCCCCAACGGCUCCCGCGGCGGUUGGAACUCGGCGUGGCUGGGGCUCGCUGCUUUCCCGCGUCCUGUGUCGGGGGUUCCACGCCCGGGCCCGCCAGCCGGUCCGAGGUUUCCGAACGCAGACCGCAGCGCGGCGUGCGCCGUCGUCGGGGAGCUAGAGAUGUUGCAAAGGUAAAGCUGAAUGGGGACCGAUCCGUUGACUUUUGUUUGGGAGAGUCUUCUCAUUUAAGCCGAAGCAAAUUUGUGGAAACAAGAGGAAAGAGGAUAGAAACAUUUUUUUCUCUACAAAGAUCCCAUAACAUUUAAUUUCCUGCCACAGUUUCUAACAAUAAGGUACUUAGAGAAUUUCACAACCCUAAAGAUACCCAUCAGUUGAAGAAACAAAAGCUUUAAAGCCUCAUAUAUUUCUGUGAGUUAACAAUUCUGCUAAUGUCAUUUUGAUCUCUGUGGUUGUGAUGUGAGUGUGUAUGAUUUUUAAAUUUUAUAAGCAUAGUGAAUGGGAGAUCAGGAUAACUUUUAUCUGAUAUAAAUUAUCUUUAAGAAAAUACGAAUGAUUUUAAUGAUACCAAUUUUGUUAGACGUUCAGAGCUUGUAACGUGAUUGUGUAAGUUCAGACACUUCAUAUUGAAGUUAGUCUGUAAUAAGGAAAAUGCAGCGUGACAGUUAAAGGGUCUUUGGAUCUUGAUGACUUAGGUUCAGGUCUUGGUUCUACCGUUUACCGUUUGUAUAACCUUGAACAAGUUAUUUAGUUUGUCUCAUUCUUAGUUUCUUCAUCUUUAAUAUGGGAUGGAAAUACUUAGUUACACAAUUGUUAGAAGGAUUAAAGGUGCUUAGUAAAGGGGAACUAUAGUAACUAUACCCUGGCUAUAAUGAAAAAUGGAUUCAUUGAAAUGCUAUUGAAUUUUCCAUUAUGGCUUUACACUGCAGAGAAGUUGAUUGUUGCUGGGGGUUUUGUUUUAAAUUACCAUGAAAGAUUUAACGACAUUUGAAAUAGAAAAAUGAUGAGUUAAAUUUUAUUAGUGUGAGAGUAUUUUGACUGACACCACAGAUUCUUUCAGGCAGGGUACGAGAAAUUCACUUCUUUUUUAAAGAAAUGGAAUCUAGUUCAUCAGACUACUAUAAUAAAGACAAUGAAGAAGAAAGUUUGCGUGCAAAUGUUGCUUCCUUAAGACAUGAACUGAAGAUAACAGAAUGGAGCUUACAGAGUUUAGGAGAAGAGUUAUCCAGUGUUAGUCCAAGUGAAAAUUCGGAUUAUGCCUCUAAUCGCUCAAGGUGUGAAAGGCUUAUUCUGGAAGAUCUUUCUCAGCCUAGCCAGCUUGGAUUUUUGAAUUACUCACCUUAUAAAAAAGUUUGUAAGAUGCCCAAUGCGGGUACUGAUUUUCAAAAAAAGCCAAGAGAUAAGAUGUCUUUUUCAUCUUCUGCCUCUGUGGAUCAGGAGAUCAAAAGUCUUCGAGAGAAACUUAAUAAACUUAGGCAACAGAAUGCUUGUUUGGUCUCACAGAAUCAUUCUUUAAUGACUAAAAUAGAAUCUGUUCACUUUGAAUUAACUCAGUCAAGAGCAAAAGUUUCUAUGCUUGAAUCUGCUGAACAACAGGCAGCCAAUGUGCCAAUCUUAGAAGAACAGAUCAUAAAUUUGGAAGCAGAAGUUUCAGCCCAAGAUAAAGUUUUGAGAGAGGCAGAAGAUAAAUUGGAGCAGAGUCAGAAAAUGGUGAUUGAAAAGGAACAGAGUUUGCAGAAAUGCCAACAGGAAUGUAUAAAGUUGAAGGUAGACUUACUUGAACAAAGUAAACAAGGAAAGAGAGCUGAACGACAAAGGAAUGAAGCACUAUAUAAUGCUGAAGAGCUGAGUAAAGCUUUCCAACAUUAUAAAGAAAAAGUGGCUGAGAAACUAGAAAAGGUUCAAGCUGAAGAAGAAAUAUUAGAGAAAAAUCUAAUUAACUGUGAAAAAGAAAAUAAAAGGCUACAGGAAAAGUGUGGUCUAUAUAAAAGUGAACUUGAAAUUCUGAAAGAGAAAUUAAGGGAGUUAAAAGAAGAAAAUAAUAAUGGAAAAGAAAAAUUAAGGAUCAUGGCAGUGAAAAAUUCCGAAGUCAUGGCGCAACUAACUGAAUCUAGACAAAAUAUUCUGAAGCUAGAGAGUGAGUUAGAGGACAAGGAUGAAGUACUUAGAGAAAAAUUUUCUCUAAUGAAUGAAAAUCGAGAAUUAAAGGUUCGUAUUGCAACACAGAAUGAACGACUGGAUUUGUGUCAGCAAGAGAUAGAAAGUUCAAGGGUGGAACUGAGAAGUUUGGAAAAAAUUAUGUCCCAGAUGCCGUUAAAAAGAGAAAUGUUUGGUUUUAAAUCAUCUCUUUCUAAGCAUCAGAUGAGUAUUUUGUCAAACAAGGAAGACAGUUACAUUGGCUGCUGUGAGACGAAUAAAAUGGUGAUUUCAGAAUUGAGGAUUAAGCUUGCAAUAAAAGAGGCAGAAAUUCAAAAGCUUCAUGCAAACCUGACUGCAAAUCAGUUAUCUCACAGUCUUUUUGCUUAUAAUGACAACCAAGAAAGUGGCAAAUUAAAUAGUUUAGAAACAGAACCUGUAAAACUAGGAGGUAAUCAAGUAGAAAGUAUAAAAGAUAAAAAUCAACAUACUGUGAACAAGCAAUAUGAAAGAGAAAGGCAAAGACUUGCUUCUGGAAUAGAAGAAUUACGUGAUAAGUUGAUGCAAAUAGAAGCUGAAAAUUCUGAUUUGAAGGUUAACAUGGCCCACAGAACUAGUCAGUUUCAGCUGAUUCAAGAGGAGCUGCUAGAGAAGGCUUCAAACUCUAGCAGACUUGAAAGUGAAAUGACAAAGAAAUGUUCUCAGCUUUUAACUCUAGAGAAACAGCUGGAAGAAAAAAUUGUUGCUUAUUCCUCUAUUGCUGCAAAAAAUGCAGAACUAGAACAGGAACUUAUGGAAAAAAAUGAAAAGAUUAGAAGUCUAGAAACCAAUAUCAAUACAGAACAUGAAAAAAUUUGUUUAGCUUUUGAAAAGGCAAAAAAAAUUCAUCUUGACCAGCAUAAAGAGAUGGAAAAGCAGAUUGAAAAACUUGAAUCUCAACUAGAGAAUAAAGAACAACAAUUUAAAGAACAAGAAAAGACUAUAUCCAUGUUGCAGCAAGAUAUAAUAUGUAAACAACAUCAUCUUGAAUCACUAGACAGACUCCUGACAGAAAGCAAAGGGGAAAUGGAAAAGGAAAAUAUGAAGAAAGAUGAAGCUUUGAAAGCAUUACAGAACCAAGUAUCUGAAGAAACAAUCAAGGUCAAACAACUAGACUCAGCAUUGGAAAUUUGUAAGGAGGAACUUGCUUUGCAUUUAAACCAGUUGGAAGGAAAUAAGGAAAAGUUUGAAAAACAACUAAAGAAGAAAUCUGAAGAGGUAUAUUGUUUACAGAAGGAGCUGAAGAUUAAAAAUCACAGUCUUCAAGAGACUACUGAGCAAAAUGUUAUUCUGCAGCAUACUCUUCACCAGCAGCAGCAGAUGUUACAACAAGAGACAAUUAGAAAUGGAGAGCUAGAAGACACUCAGACUAAACUUGAGAAACAGGUAUCAAAACUGGAACAAGAGCUUCAAAAACAAAGGGAAAAUUCAGCUGAAAAGUUGAGAAAAAUGGAGGAGAAAUGUGAAGCAGCCACAUAUGAAGCAGAUUUGAAAAGGCAAAAAGUUAUUGAGCUUACUGGUACUGCCAGGCAAGUAAAACUUGAGAUGGAUCAGUACAAAGAAGAGCUGUGUAAAAUGGAAAAGGAAAUAAUGCACCUAAAACGGGAUGGAGAAAAUAAAGCAAUGCAUCUCUCUCAGUUAGACAUGAUAUUAGAGCAGACAAAGACCGAACUAGAUAAGAAAACAAAUGCUGUGAAAGAGUUAGAAAAGUUACAGCACCGCACUGAAACUGAACUAGCAGAAGCCUUGCAGAAACGGGAGGCACUAGAGGCUGAACUACAAAAUGCUCAUGGAGAGUUAAAAAGUACUUUAAGACAGCUCCAGGAACUGAGAGAUGUGCUACAGAAGGCUCAGUUAUCAUUAGAGGAAAAGUAUACUGCUGUAAAGGAUCUCACAGCUGAAGUCAGGGAAUGCAGAAUGGAGAUUGAAGACAAAAAGCAAGAACUCCUUGAAAUGGAUCAGGCACUUAAAGAGAGAAAUUGGGAGCUUAAGCAGAGAGCAGCUCAGGUUACACAUUUGGAUAUGACUAUUCGUGAGCACAGGGGAGAAAUGGAACAGAAAAUAAUUAAAUUAGAAGGUACUCUGGAGAAAUCAGAAUUGGAGCUUAAAGAAAGCAACAAACAGAUAGAAAGUUUGAAUGAAAAAUUGAAAAAUGCCAAAGAACAGCUUCGAGAAAAAGAGUUUAUAACACUGCAGAAUGAACAGGAGAUAAGUCAACUGAAGAAAGAAACUGAACGGACACAACAAAAGAUAAAUGAAAUGGAAAGCGUUAUGAAAGAGCAGGAACAGUACAUUGCAACUCAGUACAAGGAGGCCGUAGAUACGGAGCAGGAAUUGAGGCUUACUCGGGAGCAGCUGCACAAUUCGCAUACAGAACUGGUAGAGGCUCGUCGUCAGCAAGUCCAAGCACAGAGAGAAAUAGAAAGGCUCUCAAGUGAACUGGAGGAAAUAAAGCAACUCUCUAAAGAGAAAGAAGCUCAUGGAAACCAUUUAGCUGAAGAAUUGGGAGCUUCUCAAGUCCGUGAAGCUCAUUUAGAAGCAAGAAUGCAAGCAGAAAUCAAGAAAUUGUCAGCAGAAAUAGAAUCUCUCAAAGAAGCUUAUCAUCUAGAGAUGAUUUCACAUCAGGAGAACCAUGCAAAGUGGAAGAUUUCUGCUGACUCUCAAAAGACUUCUGUUCAGCAACUAAAUGAACAGUUAGAGAAGGCAAAACUAGAAUUAGAAGAAGCUCAGGACACUGUAAGCAAUUUGCAUCAACAAGUCCAAGACAGGAAUGAAGUAAUUGAAGCUACAAAUGAAGCAUUACUUAUAAAAACUAUUAUGAAUAAUGCUGCGAUGAACACAGGAGUGCAGGAAUCAGAAUUAACCAGAUUACAAGCCAAAAUUUCUGGACAUGAAAGGACAGAAGACAUCAAAUUUCUAGCAGCCCCAUUUACAUUUCCCAUGGAAGUUAUGCCUGAUACUCAAGAUCCAAAAUUUGCUAAACAUUCUCACACAACUUUUUUCAAGUGUAGAAAACUACGUCGCUCUAUUAGUGCGAGUGACCUUAGUUUCAGAACUCAUGGUGAUGAAGACCUUUCUGAAGAAUUGUUGCAGGACUUAAAAAAAAUGCAAUUGGAACAACCUUCAACAGUAGAAGAAAGCCAGAAGAAUCUGACUUAUACCCAGUCAGACUCAUUUAAACCUCUCGCAUAUGACCUAGAAGAUGAUAGUUCUGAGAAUAAUGACUUCAGUACACUUAGUGGAAUGCUGAGAUACAUAAACAAAGAAGUGAGACUAUUAAAAAAGUCUUCUAUACAAGCAGGUGCUGGUCCAACUCAGGGAGAAAAUUUAUAAUUAAAAGAAGAUGCUGAUGUGAUGAAAAAUGGGAUUUUUGAGUUUUAGCUGGGCCCAUGGCCAGACUAUAUUUCCAGGCCUCUCCAGUGAUUAAGUUCUCACCGGAAGACUACAAGCGGAAAUGAAGUGUACAGCUUCAGGCCUGGGCAUCAAAAUAUUACAUAUGUGCUCCUCCAAGGUCUUUUCCUUUUUCUGGAGCUGGAAUUGCCUGCAACCCAACUUCAACUAUGUAGAUGAGGAAAACACCAUAGGAGAUGGCAGAUAAACAAAAUAAAAAGAACCUGGGUGCCUAAGUGACCUGGAACAUUCUCCUUGGACUAUUUAAUGAGAGAGAAAUAAACUUCUGUCUUUUUAAGCCA
Messenger RNA from Vicugna pacos (alpaca), 6085 nucleotides. NCBI's taxonomy places the organism in Eukaryota, Metazoa, Chordata, Mammalia, Artiodactyla, Camelidae. The record is from RefSeq and is a predicted model, not a curated record.